Molecule: messenger RNA, 1383 nt
Organism: Abrus precatorius (Indian licorice)
Lineage: Eukaryota; Viridiplantae; Streptophyta; Magnoliopsida; Fabales; Fabaceae
Product: peroxidase 4-like
Exons: 4
Coding region: 48-1046 (332 amino acids)
Biological process (GO): response to oxidative stress; hydrogen peroxide catabolic process
Molecular function (GO): peroxidase activity; heme binding
Source: RefSeq, a predicted model, not a curated record
UUCCCUAUAUUGUAUCGCAUAUUCUUCUAAUUAAGUUUACAAGCAAAAUGGCACUUUCUUCUCAAUAUUCUGCCAUCUCAACAUCAUCAUCUACAACCACUUUCUUUAUAGCUUUGGGCAUGCUUUUGCUUAUAGGCAGUUCUUCGGCUCCACUUUCUGAGGACUUUUAUGCUAAGAAAUGUCCGAAGGUUUUUUAUGCUGUAAAAUCAGUUGUUCAAUCUGCUGUCGCUAAAGAAUCUCGCAUGGGAGCGUCUCUGCUUCGCCUCCUCUUUCAUGACUGCUUUAUCAACGGUUGUGAUGGAUCAGUAUUACUUGAUGACACUUACUCCUUCAAAGGAGAGAAGACUGCUCCACCCAACAAAAAUUCUUUGAGAGGUUUUGAGGUUAUUGAUGCCAUCAAGUCUAAGGUGGAGGCACUUUGCCCCGGAGUAGUGUCAUGUGCUGAUAUUGUAGCCAUUGCUGCCCGUGACUCUGUUGUAAUUCUUGGGGGGCCCUCUUGGAAGGUAAAACUUGGAAGAAGGGAUUCGAAGACAGCCAGCUUCGACGAUGCAAGCAGUGGUGUGCUUCCAUCUCCCUUUUCUACUCUUAGCCAACUUAUCUCAGGGUUUCAUGCUCAAGGCCUCUCUGCCAAGGACAUGGUUGCCUUAUCAGGAGCCCAUACAAUUGGGAAGGCAAAGUGUUCAAGUUACCGAUCUCGCAUAUACAAUGACACCAUCAUUAACAGUUUAUUUGCUAUGGCAAGGAAGAAGAACUGUCCAAUAACAAUAGGCUCACCAAAAGACAACAAUGUAGCGAUGCUAGACUUCAAAACUCCAAACCAUUUUGACAACAGUUAUUACAAGAACCUCGUCAACAAAAAGGGUCUCCUUCAUUCUGAUCAAGUACUCUUCAAUGGAGGAUCCACCGAUUCACUGGUUAGACAUUACAGCUAUAAUCCAAAGGCCUUUGAAUCUGACUUUGUUAAUGCAAUGAUUAAGAUGGGAAAUAUCAAACCUUUAACUGGGUCAAAAGGGGAGAUUAGGAGGCACUGUGGGAGACCCAAUUAAAUGAGGCAAAACAAAUAGAUUAUAAUUAUGAUAUUUUGUUUUUUUGUCUUGAUAAAUUUUGUUUGUGUGGAUAUGUUUUUUUAUUGGUGCACAUGUAACCCAAAAGUGGGGGAGUUCUUUAGUGAUGAAUUGAUUUGUUAAGCUGUUUUCUCGCGCCCUUGUCAAGUUUGUUGUUGUUUAGUUUGAUUUUAGGUUUGCUGGGGUUGUUGUAAGGAAUUAAUCACAAAACAUGUUUUUGACAUGUAAUUCUCUUUAAGGAUGUGUUGUUAGGCCUGCAACAGUUGUAACGGUUCAACAAUUAAGUAAUGAAAUUAAAUAAAUCAGGAACUAUUUCGAC